AUGCCAUCAUGGAUAAAUUCCAAAAAGCUUGGAACGCCCUCAACCCUCAACCCUCCGUAUCUCGACUGGAGGUCUAACGGGUGGACCAAUGCCCCGGAUAGACAAUGGGGCGUCGAUUUCCUCCCAAGCUGCCCGCGGCACGACUUCCGCUGCAGGACUACAAGAGCCAGAGCCGCCUCCCGCCGGAGAAACAAGGCGAAAAAUCGAUCAGAACUUUCCGCCUUGAUCAUGUAUACCGCCUGUGGCAGGCCGGUGGACAGGUUUGUGACGUCCGAAGACAGGGGACGAGGCGGGGUUGAUUCUGGCGCAUCUCGGAAGAAGUUGUUGGAUGCGGCUAACUCUUAUGUUUCGAUCCAGUUCCAAGGUUUCCUCAUCAUCUCCAUGGAUUGGGGCCCAUACCCAUGGAUUCUGCUCCGUAGUCCCCGCAAUGACCUGGAGGUGCUAGAGGUUGCUAGGGCGAAGCCCACGAACUGCUUAGUGUGCUAA
Messenger RNA from Paracoccidioides lutzii Pb01, 486 nucleotides. RefSeq lists its product as hypothetical. The transcript is spliced from 2 exons. Gene Ontology annotation, biological process: arachidonate secretion; phospholipid metabolic process. Gene Ontology annotation, molecular function: A2-type glycerophospholipase activity. The coding region runs from base 1 to 486 and encodes 161 amino acids. The record is from RefSeq and is a predicted model, not a curated record.